CACUGUGUGGUUUCCGUUGCUACAUGUAAACAAAGCGCAGUUAGCUGCGCUGCCCCGGUGACCAGAACUGGGCAGUAAUCAGAACCACGCCGAAUCGGUGGAUCGUCGUCGGCAUGGAGUGAACCAGAACCGGAACCAUGUCUAUGGAAGAUCCGUUCUUCGUCGUUAAAGGGGAAGUGGAGAAGGCGGUCCACGCUGCCCAGAGUCUCCAUCGCCGCUGGGUGGAGCUGCAGCAGGAAGUGGGCGGAGCCUCCAGGGAGGAAGCGGAUUGGACGACCAAUGAGCUGCGGAACGGCCUGCGGUCCAUCGAGUGGGACUUGGAGGAUCUGGACGAGACCAUCAGCAUUGUGGAGUCCAACCCCAGGAAGUUCCACCUGGAUGCCGCUGAGCUGACCAAGAGGAAGGCCUUCAUCACUGGCACCCGCCGCACCAUCCAGGACAUGAAAGAACAGAUGUCGGGAUCAGCAGCUGGUUCUGGUUCUGCUGAUAGACACGGCAAACAGGUUCUCCUGGGAGACGCCCAAGAUCCCAUCUGGCAGCCUGGUUCUGAUCAGUGUGACCCACCGGACCGCCGGCCGCAGAGCGCCAACACCCAGUUCAUCGGCGAGCAGCAGACACAGCAACAGCUGAUCGUGGAGCAGCAGGACGAGCAGCUGGAUCGGGUUUCUGGCACCAUUGGGGUUCUGAAGAACAUGUCAGAGCGGAUCGGCCUGGAACUGGACGAGCAGGCCGGGAUGCUGGACGACUUUGGACAUGAGAUGGACAGCACUCAGUCCCGCUUGGACAGCGUCAUGAAGAAACUCGCUAAAGUCUCACACAUGAACAGUGAUCGCCGCCAGUGGUGUGCGAUUGGAGUGCUGCUGCUGAUCCUGCUGGUCGUCAUCAUCCUCUUCUUCAUCCUCUGACUGAAAGCAUAACAUCAACCCAAACCGCUGAUCCCAGCCCUGUGGACCCGGUGCGGUCCGGUCCAACAUGUUCCUGCUGUGAUUUUCAUAUGUUUAACUUUACUUCAGAGAAAAAAAGUCUGUUCAGUUUGUUUUCUAAUUUAAUAUUCUGAAAGUACCGAGCAUAACUCUAAAACAAACCAGUUUAACCAGUCUAACCAGUUCCUGUCCAACAUGGACCUGGUGACUCAGCAGAACCUGGGUUCAUUCUGUUCACUCAGAACCACUUUGACCCAUUUGAGCUUCAAUCUGAUUGGCUCCUGACUGCAGCAGGAGAAACAUGGGCCGGGUUCUGGAAGUUCUGGAUAGGAGUGCACCGAUUGCAGUUUCUGGCCGAUAAAAGAUCUUUAAAAGGCCAGAGCUGCCGAUUCUGACUUUCUUUGUCUGAAAUGCACAUGAAUAAAAUGAAUAAUUUAUUUGGGUAACAGUGGCGCAGCUAUUGUUACUGCAGACAUGCAGACAAGACCUGGUGGGCGGGGCUAACAGUCUAACCUCAGCAGAGGACAGUGGCUGAUUUUUAGAGCUUUGCUGAUGUUGAUCAGAUCGUUCAAUCAUUGAUCUCCCAAAACGAAGGAAAUCUGCACCAAUAAAUCGGCUGCCCGAUAAAUCAGUGCACCUCGAGUUCUGGACGUUCUGGUGGACUGGACCCAGAAAGUGAAAUCUGUUCUACCUUUAGACUAAACGGUUUUCAGUUUCAUAACAUGUAAAAAUAUCAAGAAACACUAUUCUUUCUAAAAAGUUUCUUAGAGAACCAGAAGUCUGGUUGUCCAGAACCAGAACCCUGACCCAAACAUCAAUUUUAUUUUCUCUAGGACCAAAACAAACCUCAUUCUGAACUAGAUCAGUUUAAACUGGUUCAUUUUAACUGGUUAAUUUUGUUGACCUCACUUAAAAACACUAAAUUUUGUUUGUGUUUUGUUUACUGAAAACUUGUAGUUUGUUAAACUGUUUUAUUUAAGCCACAUGUUGACGUUUGAAUUCAGAUUAUUGAAAUUGUUUAGGAUUUAGAUUUGAGUCCUCAACCACACUUCCUGCUGCUCCUUCACAAUAAAAGCCUCUCACUCUAUGGUAAACUGCCAGCUCAGAGGUAGCAGCAGCUUCUGAGAGACUCUUAUUCUGAAGGAGCAACUGGAAAUCUAUUAACUGAGCUAUCUUUACAAGAUCAGCUGAUCAAGAAGCAGAAAAUCAUGGCUUUACACAUCAGGCGUGACAGGUGGCAGCAGUUUGGUCAUGAUGACUUCAAUGAAACAUUUCAUUUCUGACUGAUCAACUUUAUUAAAGCAUCCUGAUUAAAGCUUUAUUAAAGGA
Molecule: messenger RNA, 2252 nt
Organism: Poeciliopsis prolifica (blackstripe livebearer)
Lineage: Eukaryota; Metazoa; Chordata; Actinopteri; Cyprinodontiformes; Poeciliidae
Gene: stx6
Product: syntaxin 6
Exons: 8
Coding region: 138-905 (255 amino acids)
Biological process (GO): Golgi vesicle transport; intracellular protein transport
Cellular component (GO): membrane
Molecular function (GO): SNAP receptor activity
Source: RefSeq, a predicted model, not a curated record